Molecule: messenger RNA, 1829 nt
Organism: Anastrepha obliqua
Lineage: Eukaryota; Metazoa; Arthropoda; Insecta; Diptera; Tephritidae
Gene: mmy
Product: UDP-N-acetylhexosamine pyrophosphorylase
Exons: 3
Coding region: 209-1699 (496 amino acids)
Biological process (GO): UDP-N-acetylglucosamine biosynthetic process
Molecular function (GO): UDP-N-acetylglucosamine diphosphorylase activity
Source: RefSeq, a predicted model, not a curated record
UGUGCUGAAAUAUGUGCAUAUGUUACCACCACCGCCUGGAGAAAUAUAAACAAUGAAGAAUUUUCAAUUCGGUGUCCAUGUAUCCUUUCGGGAAAAAUUGCACACAGAAAUUAUCUAGUUGUUUUUUCUAAUAAAAGUGCGCAGCAAACACUAUUUUGAAGGAAUGAUUUGCAAGUGUAAAGUCCAUGACAAGUGACACAAGAAAAUUAUGGGUAAAGAAGUGUCCGCUGCCGUAAAAUACGCAACCAUGCCAGUUUAUGACGCCUUGUGUGAACGCCUAACAAAGGUGGGCCAGGAGCAUUUGAUUAAGUUCUGGGAAGAGUUGACAAUCGAUCAGCAGGAGGUUUUGGUGCGCGAUAUUGAAGAACUCAACCUCAACGAAUUGAAGCUAUAUUUUGACCGCGCCACUGAGUCAUUGCAAGAGAAUGGCAUUAAACUGGACGAUCGCAUGCAACCAAUACCAGAGUCGAAGUUGGUCAGCAUUGAGCGAACAGCGGAAGAGCGUCUCAAGGCUUACGAAGAAGAGGGAAUGCGGCAGAUCAGCGCUGGACAUGUAGCUGUCUUGCUGAUGGCUGGUGGACAAGGCACCCGUUUGGGUUUCGCGCAUCCUAAGGGCAUGUACGACGUGGGUCUGCCAUCGAAAAAGUCUCUCUUUCGCCUGCAAGCCGAGCGCAUACAAAAACUAGAGGAGUUGGCUUUUACCGCCACUGGACGUCGCGGUAUCAUUACAUGGUACAUCAUGACUUCCGAGCAUACAGUGCAACCAACAUACGAGUACUUCAUGGCCAACAACUUUUUUGGUUUGAAAAAAGAGAACAUCAUACUUUUCGAACAGGGUUCACUGCCCUGCUUCGAUUUUGAUGGUCGCAUUAUAUUGGAUGAAAAGCAUCGUGUAGCACGCGCACCAGACGGCAACGGUGGACUGUAUCGAGCGCUGAAGCAACAGGGCAUUUUGGAUGACAUUCAAAAACGCGGCAUAUUAUAUUUGCAUGCGCACAGCGUCGAUAAUAUAUUGAUAAAGGUGGCCGAUCCGGUUUUUAUCGGCUAUUGUGUGCAGGAGAAUGCCGAUUGUGCGGCCAAGGUGGUUGAGAAAUCACACCCGAACGAGGCAGUUGGUGUGGUGGCUAUUGUGGAUGACAAGUACCAGGUGGUGGAGUAUAGCGAAAUUUCUGCGAAGACCGCAGAGAUGCGCAAUCCUGACGGCCGGUUAACCUUCAGUGCUGGCAAUAUUUGCAACCACUUUUUCACGGCUGCCUUUUUACACAAAAUCGGUGAGACAUACGAGAAGGAACUGAAAUUGCAUGUUGCCAAGAAGAAAAUACCAUUUGUGGAUAAUUCAGGCAAGCGCAUAACUCCCGAAAAGCCAAAUGGUAUAAAAAUUGAAAAAUUCGUUUUUGACGUUUUUGAGUUUGCACAGAAAUUUGUGGCUAUGGAAGUGCCACGUUACGCUGAAUUUAGUGCGCUCAAGAACGCCGACAGCUCCGGCAAGGAUUGCCCAUCGACGGCGCGCGCAGAUUUGGCACGUUUGCAUAGGCGGUACAUUGAAGCUGCGGGUGGCAUUGUCCACGGCGACGAAUGCGAGAUUUCACCUUUCGUCAGUUAUGGCGGUGAAAACUUGGCACCGCUGGUGGCUGGCAAAUCGUUCACCAGUCCGGUAUACUUGCGUAGCAAUCGCGAUCCCUACCAUGGACACCUAUGACUUGCUGCGGCAAUACGUUGAAUAUCAUUUGUUGACUGAUGACAACUGCGUAGAGUUGUAGUUGCAGUAGAUGUUAAAUUUGUCAGAUUUUGUUAUGGUUUCUAAGAUAUAUAAAAAAAAAAUUAUAAAA